GUUGUGGUAUAAUGUCAUUCGUAUGCCAACUUUUCAGAAGGCAUUGAUAGUCGUAAAAAAACUACAUACUAUUAUUAUGUCAAUUUACAAUAGUGUAAACAAAUCAGGAGGAUUUUGGUUAUAUUGAGCUGAUUUUUGCUCUAAAGAUUCGAAACCGUGUUCCCAGUUGUUUAUAAAGCCACUUGAUUCUUUACAGCGAAUUUGGGCAAUCCUACUACGUCUGUUACUUCCACUCCAAAGAGAAAGGAGAUUUAAGCAUGUCGAAAAAAUACAAAAAAUCGAAAGAUUCACAUUGUGAACGGCACAAGGACCACUCAAAGAAAAAGAGGAAAAAGGAGAAGAAGGAGAAGAAAAAACAUAAAAAGGACAAGUCGCACGAUAAAGAAGAGAAAAUCAAAGAGAUGAUCGGACCUGCAGUUUCUGAGGCUUCUUCUCAGGGCGCAGCGACAUCGGCUUAUCGUCCAAUGACUAAAGAUCAGUGGGAAAAAAGUCAGAGCGUAGUUAGGAGAGUCGUCGAUCCAGAAACAGGAAGACAAAGACUGGUAAAGGGAGAUGGAGAAAUUCUUGAGGAACCAGUGAGCAAGAGCCGACACCGUGAAAUCAACAAGCAAGCUACUGCUUCAGAUGGCGCUUUCUUCCAAUCCCAAUUGCAAAAGAAAGUAUAGAUGUGUAAUAAUACCCCAGUGUUCUUCUCAACUCCCAUUAGGUGUUGCAUUUUAAGAUUACUAUUUACUUACCGUUUACGAUUGUACAACUUCCUCUAUUGCGGAAGAAAAUAAUUUUACUUUAAAUUGUCUGCUUCCAACUUUGUAACUGUAUGUGAUUCAUUUGAAGAUAACGAUUUACUUACCGUACGUUCCAAUUAUACAUCUUCUUCCUCUGUUGAGGAAGAAAAUAAUUUCACUUAUUGUCUGCUUCAAACUUGUUUCCAACUAUAAACGUUCCCAAUAAUUGUGACUGUAUGUGGUUUGAUGAAUUUUAAGAUAACGAUUUACUUACUGUUUACGCCAUAAGUCAAAUGAUACAACUACCUCUAUUGAGGAAGAAAAUAAUUUCAUUUUAAAUUGUCUGCUUCAACUAUAAGUGAAACUGUCUGCUAUAAACUUUUUUCUUACUAUAAGAGUUCUUGAUAUUUGUGACUGUAUGUGGUUGGUACUGUAUCAUUGUAGUUUUCGUUUACUGAGCAUUGAGCUGCGUUUACAUUAAUUUGAAACAGCGUCCAAUAGUCAGCACCCAAGUCCACUGACUUUCCUUAUAAUCGUAAUUGAAUAAAAUGAGGUUUCAUUUGAUGGUAUAUUUUUCAAUAUAUUGGUGAUAUGUUAUUAUGUCAAUUAUUGCUCAAAGGCCUGCAACGAUGUAAUUUAAAUAUAAAUAAAAUAUGAAUAUUUUAACACAUGAAGUGGUUACUUUGCAAGUACACAUGAACAGAAAUGCUCGAUCAGCGAAUUCUCCCCGUUUUAUUGGUUACCAGAUAGUUUUGAUGUAUUUGAUCUGUCAAUUUUGAAAGAAUGUAAACGCAGUAAGUUAGUUACUAAAUUUGAUCUCAUAACAAAACAAAAGGUCUUGAUGUAUCAGGGUAUGAAAAUUAUCUUUACUUCAUAACUCACUAUUCUAUUUAUAUAUUUUAUUGGCUAUACUCAAUUUUAAUUUUUUAAUUAUUUGCUAUACUCAAUUUUAGUAAUGACUUCUUGGAGAAUUCUUUUAUUUAUAUAGUGAGGUCCACGUUAUAAUGUUUGAUUAACAUUGGUGUUGCUAUCCUUGUCCAUCAUUCGACAAAGCAGAUAGCGCUAUCCUUUCCUAGCAACGUUGUCAGAUCGGGUUUUAACAAUAAAUAAAUAUAAAUCAUUAACAAAAUAUUCCAACUCAAUCAUAAAAAUGUAUUAUUUAAUCAUUGAACAAUAUAUUUUCUGGGCGAAUAAAAUAUUGAUUAUUUUAAACAAGAAUGAACAGUUAAUAUUACAUCAGAUAUAACGGUAUCAGCUGUCCUCUAUAGAAGGCAGAGAAUCGUCAACUCUGUUUUUUAUCUUUCUCCACUGCCAUUAUAACGUGUGCCUCACUCAAGCUUUUAAAUGUUAUUUCACAUCUUUAAGUUGAAAUAUUGAUCAUCUGUGUUCAUGAAAAGUUUUCUUAUUCUCAUUUUGAGUAUGAUUUUGAAAUAUGUAUGUUUUUUAUUGAUCCAGUCUUCUUUACUAUGCAUGCUUAUGAAACCGGACAAGCAUUUAAUCUCUGUAAAGAACAAAACAUGGUCACUAUGAGAGCGAGAACUUUAUCAGAAUAUUGAAAAUUGAUUGCAUAGAAAUUGCUUUCAUUUAAAAGCUGAUAUUUUCGACAAUUUGUCAGAACUUGUCAAAUCAAAUUUGCAUGCAUAGUGGUCAAAGGCUGAAGGCAGGUCCAGAUCUUCAAAUAUCGUAUAUUGUCUAGUUUUUAACCUAUAACGGAUAACCGAAACCUUUUCAUAUUUCAUUAAUAUUUUUCUCAUCCAUAUAUUUUAUAAAAAAAUUUAAUUCUUGUGUUAUUUUCACGAGUAAUUAUCUUAUCUCAUCAUCAAUUAGGAUUAAUUUAUCUUCAUAAUAAUAAUUAUCUUCAAAUCUAUGCUGAGUGAGAUAGCAAAUUUUCAAUCUGUACUUAUUCUUCAGAGUAUAAUCACUGUUCGAUUAUAUAAUUAAUAAUGUUUACUUGAUGUUAUUAAAUUGAUGUGAAUGUACA
Nilaparvata lugens (brown planthopper) is the source of this 2706-nucleotide messenger RNA. Its product is annotated as ADP-ribosylation factor-like protein 6-interacting protein 4. NCBI's taxonomy places the organism in Eukaryota, Metazoa, Arthropoda, Insecta, Hemiptera, Delphacidae. The record is from RefSeq and is a predicted model, not a curated record.